Molecule: messenger RNA, 3222 nt
Organism: Mycena indigotica
Lineage: Eukaryota; Fungi; Basidiomycota; Agaricomycetes; Agaricales; Mycenaceae
Exons: 8
Coding region: 145-3222 (1025 amino acids)
Biological process (GO): protein dephosphorylation
Molecular function (GO): protein phosphatase regulator activity
Source: RefSeq, a predicted model, not a curated record
AAGUUUGCCUUGACCUGUUGUCGGACUCGGCGCAGUUGGUGGCCCUCCAAACAACAUUCCGUUGCGCGCUACUGCCGCGGUUUAUGUGCAGCAAAGCCUUGUGUAGUCUUCCAUCAUAGCUGCUUGGCGGUCAAACUCUCGUCAAUGCCACCUUCAAGUGCCAACGCAAAUGUCCCGCGUUUUAUUGCCCUACCACCUCCCGCGUUCCCCCCUGGGGCCCUUUCUCCACCAAUCACUCCAGACGAUCCUCUGGCCAGCCCUCUCUGGUCGCCAGCCCUCGACGCUUACCAUACCGCACCCUCAACACCCAUCGCAUCCCCUGCUCUCGAAAUACCACCGCCCCCUACUACCCACCGUGUCCCUUUAGAAGCCGUUGCCUCAAAGCUACACAUCGCCAUACCAAAUACGACGAAGCCGGAAAUUGAUGUAGAGGAUGCUUUUCCUACUGGCGAAAUACCUCUGGAUUUCGUCGACAACGACGAAGGCCUUACAGCUCUCGAAAAGAUUUACCUUUUUGCACGUAGUCCUUCAGUGCAUCACCGAUUAUAUAUCGUACACGCCCUACCCUCCUUGCUCGACCAAGUUACCCCACAGGAAGCUAUUGACUUUGUUCUGCCGUUGAUCCCAUACCUGGCCAUUGACGAAGAUGAACGAGUCAAAGAGGCACUGGUGACCGAGUUGGUUUCGAUCAUCUGGUGGUUUUUUACUAACUGUCAAGUCGUUUUCGACAUCCCAAAUGUCGAGGAAACGGUUUAUUCAUCAUCUACAAGCACGAUUCCUGUCCAAGCAUUCACUCCAACACUCGGCACGCUACUUCUGAGCCCAAACAGCAAGGUCUGCGGGGGUGCAAGAUAUGCUGUUGUCAACCUUCUCACCAGAAUGAGGAAAGUCGACAAUCUCCAGUCCACGGCCCCAGCCCCACUGUCUGGUUCUGACUCUUCGGAUUCUGACUCUGCAGCAGAAGAUGCAGAGGAAAUUGUUGUUGGCCUAUUCGGAAAGGAAGAGCGACUCAUGUUUGAACACGAGCUGGUAGAACAGGUCGUCAUCGGCAUGGGAAGACUUGACACUGAGGAUGACGUCGAUGUCGACUCGAAUUCGGCCAACAUCAGUCAGGAAGGCGGUUGGCCUGUUCAACAUGGCUUUCCCCCAGGCAUCACAGUCGUCACUCCUGAAGAGGAAGUUCAGAGCCAAGCUCUGACUUCCUUUAACCUGGAAAAACAGUCGCCCACCUCCCCUCUCGUGACCUCUUACUUCCCAGCGUUACCUGAUUAUUCAGUGCCUUCGCCUGGCAGCUCGAAUUCAUCAACUCCUUCUUCGGCAACGGACACGUCUUCGUCUUCAUCUUCUUCCAGCCCCGCAAAACAUUCCCCGCCAAUAGAGCAACCUGCUCGACCCUCAAGAACGCCGGGAUCACCUUUCAAUGAGGUACCACCGAGAAGUCCGAAUACCACAGCAUCUCCCCGCCCGAAAACAAACGUGCCAUCUAGCGCCAGCGAUGCGGGCACAGAUGAGCGGAGAACGGAGGGGACCGAUGACGGCGAGGGAGACCAGGCGGCAAUGGGCCGGCUUUCCAGCAUGAGUCUUAUGGCUGCCGUCACUGCGAGCGGUUGCUUGAAUGAUUAUGCCAAGGACGCUUUCGUGAAAGAAGUUCAGCGGGUUGGUCAUGAUCCAGUUUACUGGGUGAGGCGAGAGUCCUCGUACGCUCUUGGGGCCUUGGCCAAGGUCGUCCCAGAUGAGGUAGUUGUAUUAUCACUGGUUCCAUUAUUCGACACUUUACGUCAAGACCCCCAAUGGCAUGUUCGCCAUUCGGCAUUGUUUGCUCUGCCAGCAAUGCUAUCAAGAUUAAAGCCUGCUCAUCGGCGGAAGCUUGCUCUCGAUACAAUCUUGUCGUUGUCUAUGGACGAGUCCCACCCCGUUCGAUCUGGCACAUUGGAAUCGCUGGGCGAAGUGCUACAUACGUUUCGGGAAGACCCUGAUGGUCCUCCACAAGAGCUUGUCCACCUCUUUCUCGGCAGGAGAGAGGACAAACGUGUUAGAGAUGGACAACAGGCAGCGGACAAUCGGGAACAAGCUCUUGGGUCUUUGUUUGGGCGACCAGUUCACCAGGACGCAUUAAGACCACAGAGCCCUUCAACAUCCUUCUUCACCGAUCCGCUACGACCAUUAAUAUGCGCCUUUAAUUUCCCAGCUGUCACUCUAACUUUGGGAUCUUCUCGAUGGGGCGAGUUGAGGCCAACAUAUCUCGACCUCGCUGAAAAUCCAGAAGCGAGUGUAAGACGAUCCUUAGCGGCGAGCCUCGGAGAGAUGGCAAAGAUUAUCGGCAGCGUAGCUGCUGAACAAGACCUUUUACCGCUCUGGUGGGUCGCGAUCCGCUCCGACGAAGAAGAAAUACGGGAACGAGCGUUAGACUGUGUUCAGGACCUUGUGGCAAUGCUAGAAAAACCUGCUCGACUAUCUGUCGUCAGCGGCUUAUUAGCGGUAUGGCAAGAAGGCAACUUUCGUGGCUGGCGAGAGCGCAAAGCCAUUGCCAAAGCUUUAAAGAGCUUCGCCACGACGUCGCUCCUAGACAAUCCCAAAUUACUCCGCAAUAUAGCCAGACAGGCUUUGGAGGACAGUGUUGCCGCUGUGCGUGAAGCGGCACUUUCUGCGCUUCCCUACCUGUGGGAUCUGUUUAUGGCUGAUUUACAAGUCCUAUCGGACCUGAGAGCAGAUGUUGAGAGGCUAGCUGUCUCACAAGUCUAUCGACAUCGAAUGACGUUUGCGGCGUGUCUAGAGUCGCUGUUAUCAAGUUCAUUGAGAAUACCGUGGGAUGAUCAACUGUGGUCCAUGAUUCCGAUACUUGCAGAUGAUGCUGUAGUCGGUGUCCGAAUCUCUGUUGCCAGAUUAGUGCGUCUUGCAUCAGAUGGAUCCCCAGCGCACCAUCGCGGGACAUUUUUGGCUGACCUGAUGCGUCACCUUGCUUUGGAUACUUCUUUUGAUGUGCGAGCCUAUGCUCAUGGCUCCUAUAACGUAGCCCAGCCCACUCGGAGAGCCAAAUUCGCCACAUUCUCGCGUCCACCCCCACUACCAGACGCGUUCGCGACCGAAACGCUUUCAGGGUCAAUCAACCCAUCUUCUCCCAGGGAAGCAACUCAGUCCACCAACCACUUGCAGUUAGCUACCGGCUCACCUGCAGCUGGUGGACCACCUCAGGAAGAGCGAAGUGUCUAUGUACCCGCGUGA